Molecule: messenger RNA, 2072 nt
Organism: Eleginops maclovinus (Patagonian blennie)
Lineage: Eukaryota; Metazoa; Chordata; Actinopteri; Perciformes; Eleginopidae
Exons: 10
Coding region: 214-1191 (325 amino acids)
Source: RefSeq, a predicted model, not a curated record
UCAUUUGAGCAACAGGGUUCUCUUAUGCAUCCUGCUUUGGUCAGAGUGUUGAUCCUCUUUUUGGAUUCCUUUGCAUGCAUGCAGUGCUCUUAGCCAUUGAGGAAGGAAAGCAUCGUAUUAAAGUAUCACCUCCAGGCUCAGACUCUGAUAAUUCAUACUGUAAAUAUAAAUCUAGACUUUUCCCACCUGCUGCUGUCAUCAAACAGACUUACAAUGCCUUCGCUUAGGCUAUUCUUCUACAUCAUAGGUUUGGUUGUGGUUUCUGAAACAGCCCCAACUUCAAAUUCCGUAACCGUAACAACCCUCAUCACUGCCAAUACCACCGAUAUGACCCCAGCGAACAGUGACCUUAAUUCCACCACUGUAACAACCCUCAACACUCCCAAUACCUCUGAUAUGACAGGGGGCGGAUAUAACAUCCUCACCACCACCAGCCAAACCACAGCCAACGUCACACCUACCACCAUUAACAGCACCAUGGCUCCCAAAACCAAUCUGACCUCAACAGUGAAAGGUGGCAAUGAUAUAACAAUUCCCGACACGCCCAUGACCACACCUAAAGCCAUGGUUAGCAAAAAACCGAUGGUCAUUGCACCAGAUGAAAAAAAAACUCCCAAACCAAUAAAGAGCAAUAACUACAACACUGGCAUUAUCAUCCUAGUUGUGAUCAUCCUUGUUGCUGUUGCAUUUGGAGUUGCCUGCUUCAUCGCACGGAAAAGAGCAAGGCGCUACUCUGUCGAUUUCACUUCCAGACCAGAUGAAGCUAACAUCCCUCUCAGCACCAUGGAGCCCGACUUUCCUGUUGAUGCUGCACCUCAGAACAGUCUGCAAACCUUUGAAAGUGCAGAAACUACUACAAAAGAGCUGCAAAAACCAGAGGCUAAACCAGAAGUACAGGAGGAGCAGAAGGCUGAAGCUGAUAAACCUGUUGAGGAUCCCGGCGAGUCUGCAGCUCUGGUGCCAUCCCCAGACAGCGCUGAGGACAAACCCAAAGACGAAGUUGUUGAACAGAGCCCCCCUCCACUUGUGGAGCUGAGUCUGGAGGAAAAAACUGACGACGAGGGCGUUGUCUCCAACAAGACGUCUUUGGAAUCGCUGAAGGAGACAAAUGAGAACAACAGCAACAGUGCUGACUUCAGUCAGAAGAGAGAUUUGAAGAAAAACAACAUCUUCUGGGACAGUCCGGUGUGAGAUAGUGUCCUCUCUAACCCUGUGCAGUUCUCCAGGAAAUCGUUCUGUGCCUUUUUCUUUUCUUUCAGAUUGACGGAGUGACCGCAGAGGAAAGGGGCAUGUCUGUUCACAUCGUUGAGACAUCUAAUUGGCUGUUAUCUCUUCCUUAAUCUCAAAUGUAUUUUUUACAGAGCAGCUUUUUCAAAAUGAGAUUUCAGCUGAGCUUUUUGAGUGUUUUACUGUUAACUGUAUUUCAGGAUAUUACAAAAGGUCAACAUUUACUAGAUUUAUCGAGGGGUACAACUUAAGCAUUUAUAAACAGAAAACAAGUGGUUGAUAACACUCUGAUGUUAUCGUUAAGUGGAUUUUAUGUCCCUAUUACAGCUUACAGCAUCAGUAUUCAGCGUUAAAAAUGUUGUAAUACAUUUGUGCUCGGGUGGUACAACUGGUACAACUUCACAAUAUGUUACAAAUAGUUUUUAAGGAUCUAUUAGUGGUUAUUAAUAGUUUUUAAAUAUUGCAUUGUAAAUAAAUAAAUGCUGUUAUAAUUCAAUGUAUGUGAUAAUGCAAGUGUAUUCACUGCCAGCUUCUUAGCCAUAGACAUCUUUAGUGUGGACUUUUUUUCCCCAAAUAACUUUUGGUAUAUAUUCAUAAAAUAUUAUACAAUAAUAACAAUAUAAAAGUACAACAUGAAGACAGAUUGUCUGUUGAGGAUUGUCACAUUUAAAUAACGUGAAUGUUAAUAAUGUUAUUGUAUCAACUUCAUAUGUUAUUAUUGUAAAUGCUACAUUUAGCUUUUCUAUGCAAUUCCCAUUGAUUUGAAUUCAUGUUUUCAUUGUGUUGAAGAAUUGAUAAAAUGUUAUUGUCCUUUGAAUGUAUUAAAGGAAAGUAUUUUAACUUUC